Chaetura pelagica (chimney swift) is the source of this 432-nucleotide messenger RNA. It is a transcript of the gene NEURL2, whose product is annotated as neuralized E3 ubiquitin protein ligase 2. Gene Ontology annotation, molecular function: ubiquitin protein ligase activity. Gene Ontology annotation, biological process: intracellular signal transduction. The record is from RefSeq and is a predicted model, not a curated record. Lineage: Eukaryota; Metazoa; Chordata; Aves; Apodiformes; Apodidae. The transcript is spliced from 2 exons. The annotation marks the transcript as partial.
UGGGACCCCUUCCUGCGGAUCGAGCAGGUGCGGAUCCCCCGCGACACGCUGGUGGGGCGCAGCCGGCCCGGGCGCUACAGCCACAUCCUGGAUGACCUCUACAAGAGCAACGUGCUGCCCGCCACGGCGCGGCGCAGCCGGAUCGGGGUGCUAUACGCCCUGCAGCCCGAUGGCACUGCCGACAUGCACAUCAUCAUCAACGGAGAGGACAUGGGGCCCAGUGCCCGGCGCCUGCCCGCUGCCCGCCCGCUCUACGCCGUGGUCGACGUCUUCGCCUCCACCAAGAGCGUCCGGGUCAUCCCAGUGGAGUAUGGCUUCCCCUCCCUGCAGACCCUCUGCCGGCUGGUCAUCCAGAAGCACAUCAUCCACCGCCUGGCCAUCGAGGGCCUGGACCUGCCCCCACCACUGAAAAGCUUCUGCCAACAUGAGUGA